Molecule: messenger RNA, 747 nt
Organism: Pseudogymnoascus destructans
Lineage: Eukaryota; Fungi; Ascomycota; Leotiomycetes; Thelebolales; Thelebolaceae
Exons: 1
Coding region: 1-747 (248 amino acids)
Source: RefSeq, a predicted model, not a curated record
AUGGCCAACUCGUCCAGGAAGAUUGUGCCUGUCGUAGGCACGACGCCUGAAUUCGAUAAUACUACCUCUGAGGAGAUGCAGCAGCAGCAAGACGAACAAGAGAACAUUAAUAGCUAUGACGAUAGAUUGCAACAGUCAGACGAAGAUACUACAAGAGUAGCGCCAACAACUGAAUUGGGUGACGAACUUCCCCCUCCCAGUCCGUCUCUGGAGCCAAGCCAAGAACAAGCGACGAGCAAUAGCGACAAUUGCAGCGACGACGAGCCUAGUACCGGUGAAGCGGAGUCAGACGACAGCGACCGGAGGCAAUACUCUACCAAGCGGAAAAGGCAGCCUUUAUCUUACGUUGGCCCAACGCAACGGAAACGUCAGCAGCAUCUUCAGCCGGGCUUUACCCAGGAGGGAAGAAAUUGCUCCCCGCAAAGGCUGCGUUGGAAGCCACAUAAUCAUGGUUCGAGAGCUGCCCAAGCCUGUGGCAGUAACAGCCGAUUACCUUCGCCACCUAGUUCUUCCCUGGGCUGUGGUAUCCUCGGCGAAUCAUUCAAGCACACGGUACCACUGCUCACUGAGAUCACAUUCCGUCUCCGCUCUUCGAAUUACUACUCUUUUUCUGCAUCCUUUCAGGACGAUUGUGAUGAGCCGCAAUUCUCUUUUGCCCAACUCUCUAAACUUAUCGAGGGCUUCGGCCAUUCUGGGAAUAUCGAGGACCUCACAAUCAAGCCGCUAAAGCAACACUCGUUCCUGUGA